Ochlerotatus camptorhynchus is the source of this 7571-nucleotide messenger RNA. RefSeq names its product tonalli (gene tna). Gene Ontology annotation, cellular component: chromatin. The transcript has 10 exons. The record is from RefSeq and is a predicted model, not a curated record. Bases 2056 to 5124 code for a protein of 1022 amino acids. Gene Ontology annotation, molecular function: SUMO ligase activity; zinc ion binding. Lineage: Eukaryota; Metazoa; Arthropoda; Insecta; Diptera; Culicidae. Gene Ontology annotation, biological process: regulation of transcription by RNA polymerase II; protein sumoylation.
UGUGACCGAGCCAAAUAUCAGACGGGCUGUUUAGUCUAUCGUUUACCUCUCGACUUGACGCGCGACCUCCGGACAGAGAGAAACAAGGGAGAGUUACACAUAAAAAUACACACCUCUGAAAAAAGGAAACAGUGUGGCAACAGAAGGGAAAACACUAUUCUAGUUUAUCGUUAGUUUGAGUAGUUGGUGAAUUUGGUUUUUAGAUAAAACCCUUUACCAAAACAGAAGACUGGUACAAGGAUUGGAAGAAACAGAAGUACCCGAAAAAGGAAGCAGGAAACUUGAAAAGUGAAGUUGAGAAGAUGUGAAUGAAAGAAGAUGGAAAAAAUAUAAAAAAAAUAUUACAUCUGUCAGGAUCGGUCGCUCCAGACAACAGUUGUCCUGUCGCGUUACAGCCGAUUGCUACGAUAUCGAGUGUAUAUUAUUCCCGGUGUUUUGAAACGGUGCAAUCCUAAUGUGAGAGGAGAAUACACAGUGGAAGGAAGGAAGGCGCAAAACAAACGUGAAAUAAAAAUAGGAAACACAAAAACGGCGGGGAAGGAUAUCCGUAAAUUUGUGUCGAAGAGUGACAAGGGAAAAAUAUAGCUGUGUUGAAUUGUGUUGUCGUUCUGCGGGGUCAGAAAUUGAUAGAAUUAGAGGAAGGAAUGAUUAUUAUUAGGGGAUGAUUAAGUGCGGCAGUCGAACCUACACCACGGAUGGCAGUUACCAAAAUAGGCAGUGGUAUCAGCUGUCUCCAGAGCAAAUAGUUUUAUAACGGAUUAAUCGUGAAUGACCAUCGCUCCGAAGGAAGCGACUCAACUCCAAGAGUGAAGAGCACAUGAAAACAAAUCGCUAGUUCCCCGUGCUAUCAAAGUGGUUUGACAAAUUAAGUGCGAGCGAAAUAAUUAUCAGCGUGACACAACGAAGAAACCGACACGCACACCGAAAAUCAAGCUCGUAGGAAGAAUCUGAAGAAGAACGAGCCGCAAAACAGGCGAAAAGUGGAGAGAAAACAAAGUGUCAACUAAUAACAUAUUAGAGGGAAGAAAAUAGAUACAACCUAGGUGCACAAAAAAAAAAGAUAAGCGGAAAGCCCAAGUGUGUAUGUCCGUGCCUGUGAAGCAUAGCAAAAAAGAGGCAAAUAACAGGAAAAAAAUCGCAAUCAACGAAGCGGUAGCCGUGAAAGGUGAGUGUGUGAAGUGCAAAAAGUAAUAAUAACAACAAGCCAUGAGCGGCGGAAAAAUAGUAGCAGUAGAGUAAUAUAAACGAAGGUGAAACACAGAGAAAAGGAAAAGGGCAGAAAACCAAGAAGAUUCAGCUCUCUCCGUUUGCAAAACACAGUUCCAAAUAUAAAGGAAGAAAAUAAGAAAUCUCAAAAUAAAAGGUUGAAGCAAAUAAAAGUUGAAGAAAGUGAUCGCAACAGUGAGUUUGCCCGAAAUAAAAAUCAAGAGAGCGGAAGUGUCACCUCGCACGAUCUAGUUCGCCACGAUCUGCCGCAUAUCGUGACGUGACAUCCAAAAGUGUUUGCCUGCAAAGCAGCAGGCCAUAGCAGGAGAGAGAAAGAGGGAGAGAGGGAGAGAAGAGAAGGUGGAACGGCGAGCGCCAGCAUUCCAGCUGUUGACCUGUGACUGUAGCAGUGAAGAAGAACGUCGCGCGCGCACUUGCAGACAGAUUAGAGAGGACUCGAACACGUAGAAGGGGUCAAAAGACUUAACGAAGACAAACUAACUGUUACGAUUUUCACGGAUUAGCAUGAAGCUGCAUCGAAGCGGUUGAAUGGAUUACCACCGAAGCAAGCAUUGACUUCUUAGACAGCUAUGAUCCGGGUAUGAGUGCCCAGGGGGGCUCCCUCUAGGGGCUCCAUCAUUGGGUGAUCGAGUGCCACCCAUGUGUGUGGUUCUCUAACGUCUUACCACAACGACCGUUACCAUUCAUAACUCAAAAAGAAUUCCUAAGCAUCGAGUGUUCUAAAUGCGACGAAUCAGUCAGUAAUUACGCGCAAGUUGAAAGGUUCUAGCUCCAACGUAGAUUCCGUUUGGGGAGACAAUUUUGAGCAGGUUUCAUCGGUAGCGCGAUAUGGUCGCAGCAGCCGGAGGACAGCAAGGCGGGAUGGACGUCGGAUAUAAUCCGCAGAUGAACAACAUGGCGAUGCAUUCGCAGGCGUCAUGGAAUCAGAUGAACGGGAUGAACCAGAUGGGGGGCAUGAACCAAAUGGGAGGUGGGGGUGGUGGAGGAGGCAUGAACCAAAUGAGUCCCGGAAUGAACCCCAUGGGUCAGAUGGGUGGUGGAAGUGGAGCGGGUCAAGGUGGAGUUGGAGUAGGAGCAGCAGGCGGUGGUGGAAAUAUGGGUGGUAUGGGUGGGAUGCAGAUGAACCAGAUGGGUUCGAUGAAUGGAAUGGGUAGCUAUGGUAGGCAUCAUCAGCAGAUCAACCCGAUGGCGCAGAUGAUGAACAUGGGCAUGGGAAUGGGAGGCCAGAUGGGACCAGGAACGGGGAUGAACGGAAUGAACCAGCUGAAUAGUAUGAAUCCGCUUAAUCAAAUGAACCAGAUGUCACCGAUGUCGAAAAUGCAAGGAAUGGCCAAUGGAUAUCCGGCGCAUCCGAGGAGGAUGGCUCCGUAUCCGAAUCCGCAGAUGCAGAUGGCGCAGAAACGGUCCAUGUACGGGAUGAGUCAGCAAGGAAUGCCCGGGGCUGGUUCCCAAUUUCCUCCUCAUCAACCUACCGGAGUUCCUCUACCGAUGCAAGCCAAUACCGGCUACGGAAGGCACGGUCCUAUGCCAAUAAACUAUCGGGCUCCUCCGAUGAUGCAGCAGCAGAGACAAAACACUCCUCCCUACAGCGCCGGCAGUGCGCACAGUCAACAACAGUAUUAUAACACGGGCUACCAAAAUAUGCAAGGCUACCAGCCGGACGUUCGGAUGAACUACCAGCACAGUCCUGUGCCCGGAAAUCCCACACCUCCACUCACACCCGCCUCUUCCAUGACACCGUACAUUAGUCCAAAUCCGGAUAUUAAGCCAAACCUACCACACAGUAAGUUCAAAUUAUCCCUUCCCAAAGAUCUUGUCAUUUACUUAGCACUGACCUUUAUCUUUACAGAAGAUGAAGAACUCCGGCUCACGUUCCCGGUACGGGACGGCAUCCUACUACCACCGUUCCGAUUGGAACAUAACCUCGCAGUCAGCAAUCACGUUUUCCAGCUGAAGUCUACCGUGUACAACACGCUCAUGUGUCGACCGGAUCUGGAACUGCAGUUGAAAUGUUUCCACCACGAAGACCGACAGAUGAACACCAACUGGCCGGCCAGUGUUCAGGUGUCAGCAAAUUCUACCCCGCUGGAAAUCGACCGGGGCGACAACAAGAAUACCCAUCGGCCACUUUACCUGAAGCAAGUCUGCCAACCUGGGCGGAAUACGAUCCAGAUCACGGUUAGCACCUGCUGUUGUUCUCAUCUAUUCGUGCUACAAUUGGUGCAUCGACCGUCGGUCAACCACGUACUGCACACACUUCUGAAGCGCAAUCUCCUGUCUGCUGAACAGGCGGUGGCCAAGAUCAAACGAAACUUUGCCGUUGGCCACACAACGAAUCCCAACCAUCCGCUCGGUGCAAACGGACUGGGUAACGAUAAGGACUCGCUUGAACCCGCAACCUCCACAAAAGUCUCCCUCAAAUGUACCGUAACCUCGAAACGAAUAGCACUUCCAGCGCGUGGCCAUGACUGCAAGCACAUCCAGUGCUUCGACCUGGAAGCGUACCUAGCGCUUAACUGUGAACGUGGCAACUGGCGGUGUCCUGUGUGCAAUAAACCCGCGCUCACCGAAGGCCUCGAAAUCGAUCAGUACAUGUGGGCCAUCCUGAAUACCCUCAACUCUUCCAACACCCCGAACGGAAUGGACACGGAAGAGGUGGUCAUCGAUUCGCAGGCGAAUUGGAGGGCGAUAAAACCGGCCGGCGGAAACAAUGGCAUCAACGGUGGUUCCAGUACGGUUACCCCCGGAGGUUCGACUCCUGGAGCCGAUGGAAGUGGCAACGGACGGGGCAGUUCGACUCCCGGACUCAUCGGCAUCAAACCCGACCCGGACGGGGAUAGUAAGCAAUUCAGUAAGGUUAUGUCACCGGGAUCAACGUCGCUUCCCACGUGGGACAACAUGAAUGCCAUGAGCCCCUAUAUGAGCCCGGACAUGAGCUCGAUCGCCAGCGGAAGCAUGAUGGGAUCAAAUUAUAAUCAGCGAACACAGUAUGAUACGUUCGGUAAUACGAUCAAACAGGAACCGAAUACGAAUGUGCAGAGCGGUGGAAACAGUAAUGGACCUGGGACACCCGGUGAUUUCGGCACAAACCCGCUGGCGCAUUUAAGUGAUUCAGUCAACUCGCUAGAUCCUCUCAAUGCCAUGGAGAAGUCGCUAAUCGAUCAGAUGCCCCACACACCUCACACCCCACACACACCAGGUGGUGGAAACUCCCACCCUAUGACGCCGGGUGGUCCGCCAAGCGUGCCACCGGCCAAUGAAAACAACUCAAGUCAAUCUGGAAAUAGCGGUAACAACAAUAGCAGUAGUAGUGGUAACAACAGCAGUAGUUCCAACAACUCCGGAAGCGGAAACAACAGCAACGGUAACCAAAAUAGCAGUAACAGCGGUAGCCAUAGCAACAACCCAGUAGCGAACAGCUUGAUGCACUCGCCACAGCACCAACAGCAGGCCAUGGGAAUGGGCAACAAUCCGGCGGCGAACAUCAUGAACUCGCCGCAGAGUUUGAUGAACUCGCCGCAGAAUAUGAUGAACUCACCGCAGAACAUGAUGAACUCGCCGCAGAGCAUGAUGAACUCGACGGCGAACAACCUGCAGCAGAAUCUGAUGAACACGAUGAACUCGAUGAUGCAGAACCAACAGCAGCAGUGCAACAACAACCAAACUGGACUGGUCGGAUUGACGGACGUGGAUCUGCCGGCAGAUCUCAACUUUGAUCCGGCGGCCGUCAUCGAGGGCGAGGGUGGCAACGAUUUGAAUCUUCUUCCAGACAACGUAGUGGACCCGAUGGAGCUGCUGUCCUACCUGGAUCCACCACCGGACCUCAAUACGCCACCCUCGAGUGGUUCCAGCAACAAUGCCAACAGCGACGACAUUCUGGCAGCACUGUUCGACUAGGGCCGCAUGCCAGCAGUGUGACCAUAGCAGACCAUGGCAGGACGAGCCGGAAAUGCAAACAAACGAAAAUAAUGCAAGCUGAAAUGUGAUGGGUUUUGUUUUUUGUUCUUUCAACUCACAACUUUAGCGAAAAUGGAUACGGAAAUUUUGCUAAGCUGUCAAAAUUGUUUAUCGAAGCUAGUGGAAAGGUGAAGCAGAAGAUGAUUGUUUGUUUUUGUCCUAAGAAAAAGAGGGAUACUAUUUAAGCAAAAUGUAUGAAAUGUGAUUUCGAACGUGGCGCUAACCUAAGUUAAUGAACAAUGUUUACACACACAAAAAGAAAACAAACAAACAAACAAACCAGAAACGGAUAAUGAAAGGAACAAAGGAAAGGACCUGGAAAGUGAUAGUCAAAAAUGGUUUUUGGACCUCCCCCUCCCUCUUCUCCCUUAACACUGCUUUUUCGAGACGAAAAAGAACCACAUGCUUAUGGCAUAAGUUUUUAAAUUGAAUAUUUAUUUUCCAUGAAAUAGUUUUUAGUCUUUUUGUAAAAAGGAAAUUAUUUAUUUUGUACAAAAGAAAAACGAACAUGUUUAGUAUAUUAUUUGAACCUUAGUUUUCCGGGGAAAAAUGGAUCGACUCUGUUUUAUAGAGAUAAAAAUGAUCUUAAAUAAAUGAUUUAAUGGAGGAAAAUAAGAGAAUUGUUUAAGCGAAAUGUUAAACUUAAAGAUAUUAAAUUUUAAUCAAAAAUGUACAAAAGAAUUAAGAAACUAUUAUAUAUAAAUUUAAUAUAUUAAAGCAAAACACAUUACUAACUAAAUUUAAACUAAGUCACUCACAUACACGGACAGACACACACACACAUUAACACAUCCACAUACACAUACAAAACAUAUGCAUUGAAGUCAAGAAAACCAGCAGACAUUUAAUUGAUAGCAAAGGAAAUCCAAUUACUAUACACGCAAAGAAAAACAUAACACACACACUCACACAUUCACACAAAAUAAAAAAAAAAUGGUUAUAAUUUUCGCUCUCUUAAAUGUUUGUAGCGUAAUCAAAUUAAUCGAUCUGUAUUUCGAUCAAACCUAAUACAAUCUGGACGAAUAUUGACGUAAAAUUGAGAUAAAAAAACAUCAGCAAAUGAAAAGUAAACAAAGAAUCACAAACAAAGACCUAUUAAUUGAUUAAAAGAAAAAAAAAAGUAAUAGAAAAUAAACGGCUUCAACGUAGUGACCUUUGAUUUUAUUGUAAAGUAAACAAAACAAGUAGACAACAAUGAAUCGAUCAAUCAAGAUGGCGCCAGCGCGAGGCCAGUAUUUUUAUAUAUUUCAAACCAAGUUGAGGACAGCAAAAAUCAGUACCAGCAUUUGUUCCUUUCCCAGCAAUCACCAUCAUCACCAUCAUCAUCAUCAUCAUCAUCGGGGACAAGAAUCGUCACACUUUCGUUUCCCCCCGAUCGCCCCAUCGUCAAUCUUCGUUCGCUUCAAUCCGAAUUCUGUUGAUUCCGUUGCCUUGGUAACGGGAAAAAAAGAAACAUUCUAAACCUCGAAAAGAGAACCAUUCAUGUGGUUCCUCUCUCGCGUAAGAAAGUUCCAAGCCUAAGCAGAUAGUUAUUUAUUUUCUUUUAUUUAAUUUAGCAAACAAAAAUCCUAACCAACCACCAUGCGCGACCAUAGUUAAUCAUUUUCUGUUUCCUGAAAAUUAAAAACCACUAUCAUCCCAUGCAGAGAAAGCAAAAUUUUUACAACGUGAUAGUCACUUAAAAUUAAAUCUUAAAAAUUGUCAAACAUUGAUCAAGUAUAUUUUACAACAAAAGCAGUUAAACGACAACUUAAAAACAAAUCAGUAAAAAAAAAACAUUGAUACGGAAGGUUUGGAAUAAUCAGAAGAAAAGAAAGAAACUUAAUCAUAUGAACGAAAAGUGAAUCAAAAUUAAGAAAAAGAAACUAGCAAAUGAUUGAAAUUUCCGAACGAAAAUGCAACUAUUUUACUCAGCAAAGUGAAGGAUGAAAGCAAACUUUUAAACACACACAUGACACCUUUCCAUUCACAAUUUUAAUCAAGGAAAAAAUGCGGCUCUUGUUGAAAACAAUCGAUUGAAUUCUCCCCUCGCAUCGGUUCUUUAUUUUUCUCCCCGCACACCGAAGGAAGGAUUUAAAUGCAACACAGAAAUCAGCAAGGUUACACAUAGUUCAUUAAGUUUCCCCAGCCCUCUCCCUCCCUCUGUAUUAUUUUGUACAUAUUGUCUAUAUUGAAGAAGUCACGAGAAAAACCACGAAAAGCAACACAAUUGAAGUGGUUUAGUGAAGUGUAAAACAAACAAAAAAAAAACAGAACGGCAAAAAGUAAUUGAAAAUAUUAACUUUAAAUUAAUUAUAUUUAAGAUAAAAACAAAAACAACUAUGAGAAAAGGAAAACAAAUUUUGAAAAUAAUAAAAAGCAAAAUGGUUUAAAAAAUGAUAAUGAAA